Protobothrops mucrosquamatus (brown spotted pit viper) is the source of this 936-nucleotide messenger RNA. RefSeq names its product ring finger protein 212B (gene RNF212B). The record is from RefSeq and is a predicted model, not a curated record. NCBI's taxonomy places the organism in Eukaryota, Metazoa, Chordata, Lepidosauria, Squamata, Viperidae. The transcript is spliced from 15 exons. Gene Ontology annotation, biological process: reciprocal meiotic recombination; protein sumoylation; homologous chromosome pairing at meiosis. Gene Ontology annotation, cellular component: synaptonemal complex. The coding region runs from base 1 to 936 and encodes 311 amino acids. Gene Ontology annotation, molecular function: SUMO transferase activity.
AUGGAUUGGUUUCAUUGCAAUCAGUGCUUCAGCCAAGAGAAAUCUGACUUCUCAGUUACUAGCUGUGGACACAUAUUUUGCCAAAAAUGUGCUGAUACAGAUAAAUGCCCUUCUUGUGGAACAAGCUGCAAAUAUUUGUCUCUAAAAGAUAAUAUGAAACAAGAAGAAAAGAAGUUUUUCAAAAACCCUGUUGAAACUGCGCUCAGCUAUAUUGCUCAUAUCUCUCAGGUAUGGACAUUCCAGAAGAGCCAGAUGGAUUUGCUGAUCUCUUUCUAUAAAAAUAACGCUUCAAAAGCUGAAGGAGCACUCCAGCAAGCUCUCCAUAAACUAACUAUCCAGGAAAAAGAACUAGAGGCUGUACAGAAGGAAAACAGGGAACUGAAGAAGAAGUACUUCAACCUGAAGGCUUUUCCCAGACACCACCAAAGCAGCAGAAACAGCACCCCAAGGCCGGUUGCCAUCACUCCUCCGUCACAGACAGUUACACCGCAACCAAUUUUCCAGCGCUCCAGUGAGGUAGUCAGCCGCUCAUCUUCUAUGGAUUCCAUUUCUUCCAGAGUCAGCCACCAACCAAGCUGGCAGUAUGCCACGAGAGCCCCUAGAAUGACCCCGGCGGUCUCUGCAAACGCCACUCCGUCUUCAGCCUCCACGCAGAGCUUAUUCUAUAGGGCCUCUCCUUCCGCUUCCCAUACCCCCAGUUUCAAUGUCUUCGGUCUUCAAACUCCGAUGGCGAGGCUAAGUCGGAGUGCUAACAACCCUGGGCAGCCACAGGAAACUCCAUACUUCAACCUCAGCAUCUUUCCUGAUCCAACAGGUGCUUCUAUGCCUGACCACAAUGCUGAAAGACUGCGCCCCCGACAGCUGGGAUUCACACCUCACUCUACACCAUCCUUUCCCCACAGGUAUUCAUCCAUCAGCCAAAUCCAUCAGCAAUAA